Messenger RNA from Dacryopinax primogenitus, 2790 nucleotides. RefSeq names its product MCM-domain-containing protein. Gene Ontology annotation, biological process: DNA replication initiation; mitotic DNA replication; double-strand break repair via break-induced replication. Lineage: Eukaryota; Fungi; Basidiomycota; Dacrymycetes; Dacrymycetales; Dacrymycetaceae. Bases 1 to 2790 code for a protein of 929 amino acids. Gene Ontology annotation, molecular function: single-stranded 3'-5' DNA helicase activity; single-stranded DNA binding; ATP binding. Gene Ontology annotation, cellular component: MCM complex; nucleus. The record is from RefSeq and is a predicted model, not a curated record. The transcript is spliced from 7 exons.
AUGCCUGCGCCUUCUUCCCUUCCUGCUUCCUCAGCUCCUGACCGCUCUUCUCCUCGUCGCAAUGCUCAGAAUGGAACUGCUGGUCGACGACAGGCGGCUGACCCUCUAGCUCUCAACGGAAACGCCGAUGACCAACCUCGUCCGCCUCAGGAAGAGGAUCCAGAUACGCGUCAGCGCCGACGCGCUCGGAGACAGUUCGAGGAGGAUGUCCCACAAGUUAAGGAUCAGACGGGUGAGAAAGUCAGAGAGAGCUUUGAGGUGUUCUUGAAGGACUACACCGAGGACGUUCUGUUGCCUGUCACACCGGCUAGUGAUGCGUUUCCCCCGGAUGUCGAAGGCGAGAAAUACUAUAUCACACAAAUCCACAAUAUGAAGCAAAAUGAGACUUCCACGCUAUAUGUCGACUUCAGUCAUCUGCUAGAGCGUGAUGAGGUACUGGCGAGGGCUAUCAGCGACCAAUAUUACCGAUUCCUCCCUUAUCUGCGUCGUGCACUGCAGAGUCUCGUACGGGAGUUCGAACCCGAUUACAUCUACCUUAACCCGACGUCAACCUCAGCCCAAGGCGGUAUGACCCGCGACUUCAGUAUCGCGUUCUACAACCUCCCACUCGUGUCUGGCAUUCGUGACCUUCGUACCGAGCGUAUCGGUACUCUUCUCUCCAUCAGCGGCACUGUCACUCGUACAUCCGAAGUGCGGCCAGAGCUGCUGUUCGGCACGUUCACCUGCGGAAACCCCAUCUGCAAAGCUAGCGUGCGUGACGUCGAGCAGCAAUUCAAGUACACGGAGCCCGCACAAUGCCAGAACCUUCAGUGCUCCAACCGCACCGGAUGGGACCUGAACAUUGAGCAGAGCCGAUUCAGCGACUGGCAAAAAGUGCGUAUCCAGGAAAACGCGAACGAGAUUCCGACUGGGUCGAUGCCUCGCUCGUUGGAUGUGAUCCUCCGAGGCGAACUGGUCGAGCGCGCAAAGGCAGGCGACAAGUGUGUCUUCACGGGGACCUUCAUCGUCGUUCCGGACGUCAGUCAACUUGGCUUGCCGGGCGUGAACGCGGAGAUGCAGCGCGAGGCCAGAGGAGGUCGGGCAGGCGCGGAUGGUGUUGCAAGCCAGGGCGUUACCGGUUUGAAGAGCCUCGGUGUGCGGGAUUUGCAGUACAAGACUGCGUUCUUAGCAUGUAUGGUGCGGGAUAGUGAUAUGAGGGCAUCUGCUGCUGAUGUGCGCGGGGAAGACAACGAGACCGACCGAGAAGCCUACCUAGAAUCAUUAACUAAAGAGGAGUAUGAGGAGCUCAUGGCGAUGGUAAACCAGGACUACCUGUACUCGAGCUUGGUUAGCAGCAUUGCGCCAACAGUUUAUGGUCACGAAAUAGUUAAGAAGGGCAUCCUGCUUCAGCUCAUGGGGGGCGUACACAAGCAAACACCUGAAGGUAUCAACCUUCGUGGUGAUAUCAACAUUUGCAUUGUUGGCGAUCCCAGUACCAGCAAGUCGCAGUUCCUUAAGUACGUAUGCGGGUUCCUGCCUCGUUCUGUUUACACAUCUGGCAAGGCUUCGUCAGCAGCUGGUCUCACGGCAGCGGUCGUGAAGGACGAGGAGACGGGCGAGUUUACGAUCGAGGCUGGUGCUCUCAUGCUUGCCGAUAACGGUAUCUGCGCCAUCGACGAGUUCGAUAAGAUGGACAUUGCCGAUCAGGUUGCAAUCCACGAGGCAAUGGAACAGCAGACCAUCUCGAUUGCAAAGGCCGGCAUUCACGCAACUCUGAACGCUCGGACAUCGAUCCUCGCCGCUGCUAACCCGAUUGGCGGUCGGUAUAACCGCAAGAUAAGCCUGAGGGCGAACGUCGCCAUGAGCGCACCUAUCAUGUCCCGUUUUGACCUAUUCUUCGUCGUCCUUGACCAGUGCAACGAAGAUAUCGACCUGAAGAUCGCGAGCCAUAUCGUCAAUGUACACCGUUUCCAGAGCGAGGCGAUCAACCCCGAGUUCUCCACAGAAACGCUCCAGCGGUAUAUCCGAUAUGCGCGCACAUUCAAUCCCAAGAUGACCCCAGAAGCUGCCGAUGUGCUUGUCGAGAAAUACCGUCUGCUGCGACAGGACGACGCGAGCGGCGUGAGCAGGAACUCGUAUCGCAUUACCGUCCGUCAAUUGGAGAGCAUGAUCCGUCUCAGCGAGGCUAUUGCGAGAGCCAACUGUCGUGACGAGAUCACUCCUGCGUUUGUUCGUGAGGCAUAUCACCUCCUUCGCCAGUCGAUCAUCCAUGUCGAACAGGACGACAUCGACUUUGAUGAUGAUGAACCUGCACCAGCCCAUGCAGACGGCGACGUGGACAUGGAUGGCACCGACGCACCAGGUCCAUCAGCAUCUAUCGGUGCUGACCUGUACUCCUCCCCCGUCCGUCCGACAGCCCCACCAACACAGGCACCCGAGCAGCCCACCGUGCCCACAAAGUUGCGUAUCACUCACGACAAAUACGUCAACAUGAUGAACAUGAUCGUGAUCCACCUGUCCGAGGUAGAGCGCAGCACGGGCACAGGGCUGGAGCUUGAGGAACUCGAGACGUGGUACCUGGAGCAGAUGGAGGAAGAGCUUACCGGACCACAGGAACUGAUGCUCGAGCAAGCGAUCUUCCACAAGGUGUUGAAGAAGCUUGUCAAGGACAACUAUGUGAUGGAGCUGAGAGGGGACAACCAGGAAAGUCUGAUGUCGGAAGAAUCGCAGGAAGUGCCGGAGGGGAAGAUCAUAUACAUCGUCCACCCGAGUGUAGACACGGACUUUACGUCUUCCUCCCUUCCUAUCUGA